Musa acuminata subsp. malaccensis (wild Malaysian banana) is the source of this 2137-nucleotide messenger RNA. RefSeq lists its product as uncharacterized. NCBI's taxonomy places the organism in Eukaryota, Viridiplantae, Streptophyta, Magnoliopsida, Zingiberales, Musaceae. The record is from RefSeq and is a predicted model, not a curated record.
AACGAGGAAGUGGGGGGGGAGAGAAGGGGCAGUGCAGUGGAGAGCACGAGAGGGACAUGAUGGAAUCGGACAUGUCGCCGACCUCCGGGAACAGCUCCACAUGCAAUUAUUGAGGCCUCGACUCACUCUGUGACUCUGCUGAUUCGGAGGCUCUCGUUGACUGCUGCUGCCGCUGAUAGAUUCAGCUGUGCGGCGAUAUGGCGAUGAGGGCACGGUUGGGCAGGUUGUGGGACGGAUCUCAAGUGAGGUCCGAGUCGUCGGAGAGCAAAGGGAGGAGCGGCAUGGCCUCGAAGAGUUCCCCGAUCAAGCUGGUCGUCGCCCUUUUCGUUGCCCUCCUUGUUCUCGUUUUCUUCAUCUCCAACAGCACCACCGUUAAUUGGAGUGAACAAGGAGUUGAUUCACAGUCUCUUAAAACAAAGGGUGAACAAGGAGUAGAUCCACAAUCUCUUAAUAAACAGAAUGAACAAGGGGUAGAUCCAAAGUCUCUUAAUAAACAAGAUGAACAAGGAGUAGAUCCACAGUCUCUUAAUUCCCAGCCCUCUAAAGCACAAUCAGUACAUAUUACCUUAUCCUGCCCAAACCAAAAUGCAGCCGUCUGUCAAAGAUCUACACUGGCAUCUGCUCUCUCCCUCACCACUUCCCAAAACUCCGCUACCUGUCCUGAAUAUUUCAGAUGGAUUCAUGAGGAUUUACGUCAUUGGAAGUCCACAGGAAUCACGAAGGAGACGGUUGAGAGUGCUAAAAAAUUUGCCACCUUCCGUUUGGUGGUGCUUGAUGGUCGGGUUUAUGUCGAAGAAUAUUUUGGACAUCUCAUGGCGAGGAAUGUAUUCACCCUCUGGGGCAUCCUCCAGCUUGUUAAUCGUUAUCCUGGGCGUGUCCCCGACCUUGAUCUCAUGUUUAACUGCAUGGACCAGCCAGCUAUUAAGUCUGCUGAGUACAAGUCAUCGACUCUGCCACCGGUUUUCCAUUACUGCAAUAAUGACCAGACAUCAGAUAUUCUUUUCCCUGACUGGUCCUUCUGGGGAUGGCCGGAGACGAAUAUAAAGCCAUGGGUGCCACUGAUGAAGGAGAUGAAAGAAGCCAAUGAAGAGAUUAAGUGGACAGACAGAGAACCAUAUGCCUUUUGGAAGGGCAAUCCAUUGAUGGGCAGGAACAGGCAUGAACUUCUCAAGUGCAACAUGACCAAUGAACAGGACUGGAAUGCUCGGAUCUAUACCCAGGAUUGGAAACAAGAGGAAAAGCAAGGUUUCCAGCACUCAAACCUGGCUAGGCAAUGCAGUCACAGAUAUAGGAUUUAUGUGGAUGGUCUUGCAUGGUCAGUGAGCCAGAAGUACAUUAUGGCAUGUAACUCGCCUACAUUAUUUGUGAACACUCCUUGGUACGAGUUCUUCCAAAGAGGCCUCAUCCCGGGACGUCAUUACUGGCCUAUACCAGAGAACAAUAUGUGUCGAGCGAUCAAGUUGGCUGUGGACUGGGGCAAUGAGCACCAGCAGGAGGCACAGACUAUGGGAAAGGCGAGCAGCGACUUCUUUCAAGAAGAAGUGAAGAUGGAUUUUGUGUAUGACUACAUGUUACAUGUACUGACCGAAUACGCCAAGCUUUUGAGAUACAAGCCUACAAUACCGGAGAAAGCCACAGAGUUCUGCUUGGAGUCCAUUGCCUGCCCUGCCCCAGGCGACGUAAAGAAGUUCCUGUUGGAUUCAAUGGAGAAAUCAACUCAUGAUGCCGAACCUUGCAAAUUGCCUCCGCCCUUCACUCCAGAAGAGCUGCAGCAGCUGCUUGAGAACAAGGCUAAUGCUGUAAAGCAGGUGGAGAUGUGGGUGCAAAACACUUGAUAAUGAUUAGGGUUAAGCUAAUUGAUUAGUAACUUGAGCACAGAGUGUUUUUUUGUUGAAGCAAAUGGAUCUGAGGGGACCGCAGCUCACACCCUCAUCCUCGGUAUUUUCUCUAGAAGAUGUCAAAUGCUCGAGAAUUAUGAGAAAUGGAGAACUAUAUGAAUGCAUAAUUAAUGCCACGAGAUCUUCAGAAGCCCUAAGGAUAUAUUUUCUUGUUAAAGAACAUGAACAUUUACUGUAUUCUUUUCUUAUUCUUGUAGUGCAGUAAAUGUGAUUGGCUUUGUAUUGCAACUAUUCUAUCA